Molecule: messenger RNA, 3665 nt
Organism: Branchiostoma floridae (Florida lancelet)
Lineage: Eukaryota; Metazoa; Chordata; Leptocardii; Amphioxiformes; Branchiostomatidae
Product: neuroendocrine convertase 2-like
Exons: 15
Coding region: 241-2313 (690 amino acids)
Biological process (GO): protein processing
Cellular component (GO): trans-Golgi network; Golgi membrane
Molecular function (GO): serine-type endopeptidase activity
Source: RefSeq, a predicted model, not a curated record
CGCACUUCCGCUGACGCCCUGACACGACGAGCCUGCGUUCUGUUAGUACCACCUGACGUUCGUUCCAGCCACUGAAUCCCUCUUUUCCAUCUCUCGCUACGAACACAGAAAAAAAAAACCUAGACCUGUUUAGAUCGACUUCUCUACUACCAAAACUAACCACAAGAGAGUAAGAAAAAAGCUGGCUGUGGUCAACCCGAGGGUUGUUGCAAUUUCUUUUUUAAAACGAGUAGAGAGGAUAUGGUGAAACCGGCAGGAUGGUUUCUCCGUCGGGUACAGUACCUCUUGGUUCUAGCCACCAUAUUGGUUUGGUACGGAGCGUGUAACUCCGCUCCUCCCUACACCAACGACUUUGCCGUGCAGAUCAGGGACGGGAAACCCGACACUGCCGAGCUACUGGCGAGGAAAUAUGGCUACCUCAACCUUGGGCAGAUACGAGAACAGAGAGACUUGUACCACUUCCGACACCGAGGCGUGCCUCAUGUACGGCGCAGGCGCAGUGCGGCGCAGCAGAGCAGGCUGGAGAACGACAUGCGGGUACGAGCUGCAGUACAACAACAGGGUUUCCGCCGUAGGAAACGCGGGUAUAACGAAGUGAAUAACGACAACUACCGUCAGAUCGACAUCAACGACCCGCUCUUCCCUAAACAGUGGUACCUGCUGAAUACUGGCCAGGCAGAUGGGAAAGCUGGACUGGACCUGAAUGUGCUGGAGGCUUGGGAGAUGGGCUAUACGGGAGAAGGUGUCACCAUCGCUAUUAUGGACGAUGGAGUUGAUUACCUGCACCCUGACUUGGCUGAUAAUUACAACGCAGACGCAAGCUACGACUUCAGCAGCAACGACGCCUUCCCGUACCCCCGGUACACAGACGACUGGUUCAACAGCCAUGGUACCCGCUGUGCAGGAGAAGUGGUGGGCAAGAUCAACAACGGUCUGUGCGGAGUGGGCGUAGCGUACGGCGCACGAGUGGCAGGAAUCCGGAUGUUGGACCAACCGUUCAUGACUGACAUCAUAGAGGCCUCCUCCAUGGGCCACAAGCCGCAGGAAAUAGACAUCUACAGCGCCAGCUGGGGACCGACGGACGACGGCCGUACGGUGGACGGGCCGCGGGAGCUCACCGUGCAGGCAAUGGCUGACGGUGUCAAUAAGGGGCGUGGUGGAAAGGGCAGCAUCUACGUGUGGGCAUCCGGAGACGGCGGGAGUCAGGACGACUGUAACUGUGACGGCUACGCCUCCUCCAUGUGGACCAUCUCCAUCAACUCCGCCAUCAACGACGGCCGCACCGCCCUGUACGACGAGUCCUGCUCCUCCACUCUCGCCUCCACCUUCAGUAACGGCAGGAACAGGCACCCGGAGGCUGGCGUGGCCACCACGGACCUGUACGGAAACUGCACGCUGAAACACUCCGGCACCUCCGCUGCAGCUCCAGAAGCCGCCGGGGUUUUCGCGCUGGCACUGGAGGCCAACCCGAACCUGACGUGGCGGGACAUGCAGCACCUGACGGUCCUGACGUCCAAGCGGAACCAGCUGUACGACCCGGUGCACGAGUGGCGGCGGAACGGCGUCGGGCUGGAGUUCAACCACCUGUUCGGGUUCGGCGUGCUGGACGCGGGCUCCAUGGUGAAGAUGGCCCAGGACUGGAACACCGUACCCAAACGGUUCCACUGCACGGGGACAUCCAUGUCUGACGCCAAGCCGAUCCCAGUGGAGGGGAAAGUGGUGGUCAAGCUGACCACUGACGCGUGCGAGGGCCAGGAAAACUUUGUGCGCUAUCUGGAACAUGUGCAGGCUGUGGUCACCCUGCGGUCGACGCGAAGAGGUGACGUCAACAUCAACAUGACGUCACCGAUGGGCACGCAGUCCAUCCUGUUGAGCUCACGCCCCAAUGACGACGACUCGGUCAAGGGCUUCGACCGCUGGCCCUUCAUGACCACUCACACCUGGGGGGAAGACCCUAGAGGAGACUGGGUGUUGGAGGUCGGGUUCCAGGGAGAUGAGCCACAGGAGGGCGACCUUCUGGAGUGGACACUGCGGCUGCACGGCACUCAGAGCGCCCCCUACAUCGACCAAGUUGUUGACGAAUGGCACACCAAGCUGGGGAUGGAAAAGAAACGCCAAGAACUCGACUUGAAAGAAGAGAAGAAGGAAGAAAAGGAGGAAGAAGAAAAACGCCAAGAGAAGGAGAAGGCCGAAGCAGAGGAGGAGGAGACAACAAAAGACGAAGAAGAAGAUGAAGAAACCGCACCGAAGAAGGGAAAGGAAGGUGGAGGUAGCUGGCUAUCACUGAAGCCAAACUAUAUGAUAGGCCUGUAGAAUGGACGUAACCCUGAAGCCACAAAUGGUCACAAGAUGAUUUCUUUUCCUUAGUUUAGCUCAUAAAAGAGGAAGCUGAUCAGCUGUACACAUCUCUGGGUCUCUAAAAUACCCUGGUUGCAUUAAGUCUCACUCUUGUCAUAUAUGGUAAUAUUUCAACAGCCAGAGUAUAUGUGUAAACAAAAAGAUAUAUAUAUAUAGAGAGAGUUCUACUUAUUGUAUCUUAGGUAUGUGAAAGGAAGUUGGUUCAUCUGUGGAGUUCUGUGAAGGUUAGCACCUAUAUUGCUUCAGGCAAGGAAUUGUGGAGUAGUCAAAUUGUAUUAGAUCAUAAACACAUGCACACGCACACACAAUCACACACACACACUCGUGCGUGCGCACGUGUAUUCACAAUCGAUGGAAAGAGAUUUUGCACACGUACACACACACACACACACGCACACACUCACAGGCUCAUAUAAACACAAUAAAACUCAACAUUCAUAAAUGUAUAAGAUAAAGAAAAAUGAUAUUUUUGUCGUGAGCUAAAUACUGUACUAAAGAUGAAUUACUUUGACACCAGGAACCCUAUUGUGUUUCGAUGUUACUUAUAAGUCUAUUACAGGAGUAAUAUUAUGCAACGGCAUUGGUGCCGACACAUAUAUCUGUAUGGACUUACGUGAUUAUGAUAUAUGGUAUACAGGCUUUUCAUCUGACGUCAUCUGCUCCAUGUUGGAUUACUGUAAAACACACAAAGAUGCCAUUGAUCAAUCCAUUUAUACACAAACAUGGUUGUCAGAGGAUUGACAUUACAUACUUCGAUGAAGGUUAGACAUCCAGGUAAUAAGAUACGCCAAAAAGCCCUCUACCUGCUAAAACCUUAUCUCUAAAUAGCUUUUCUCAGUUCACGAACUCAUGAUAGUGGAUGGUAUCUGAAAUGUCUGACCGUUUCCAAAGUCAUAUUCAGUUGCUUUAUAGUAACUACGCUUUGGUGAUUCAAAUCAUAAUCAGUAUCAUGACAUCAAUGAAAAGACUGUAUUGCCUGCCAUGCUGGAUAGCUAGACCUGGGAGCCUCCGGGAAAAUUUGUAUUUGUGUAUGUUAUUCCGGUUACAUACUUAUGCAAAUUUAUUCAUGACUCAUCUGGUUUUAACCAAUCAAUAUUGCGUCUUACUGGUGUCUACUUCCGCACCUCAGUGAACCACGCCUCUAGAAAUUUUGGAUAUCUAUCGAUCUUCCGACAGAUCCAAUGACCAUCAUUGAUUGUCCUCAGCUUACAAAUAAGAUAUUUACGAGCUUGAUGACAAUACAAAAGACCCUAUGUGAACGUCAGGCGUGAUUCACUUAUAUGCAAAUGAACACAUGUAUGGAAAAU